AUGUAGCCAUCAAUUCACUCAAUAUCAACAUCUAGUUUAGACAAAAUCAAUUAUAGAUAAAAGGGUAAAAAUUCAGAUGGAAGAUUGAUUAAAGGUUUUAUAAGAGACGCUUCAUCAAAGAUUAGCGUUGGUUCAAUUCCUUCGAAAUUCGAAACUAUUGUAUACAAUAAUAACAACAAUAAAGCAUUUGGAUCUUCAUAACUUAGGUUUAGUUAAUAAGAUAGUGAUCUUCCUGGACCUGGAUAUUAUGAAGCACCAACAAAUACUACAAUCCUAUUUGGAGAAAAAGAGUCAAUUUCAAAGAAAGGAUAUGGAAACGGAUUUGUUAGUACUGCUGAGAGAAAUACAUUUUAAACUAGAUAUUUAAAUAGCGGACCUGGACCUGGAACCUAUUCUACAGAUGUGAGCUUGAUGAGCAAAGCUUCACAGUCAACAACAAGUUUAAAAGGUUAAUCGAUGUUUCUCUCUAAGCAAAGAAAUACUAAAACUAUGGAAAAUAUCAAUAAAGUUAUAGUGGAAACUCCAGGACCUGGUGAAUAUAACCCUGAAUUACAGAAAAGGGAAAAUACAUAUAAAAGUAGCUUUAUUUCUCGUUCUAACAGAGAAAAGUAUUUAAAUUCCAACCAGAAUCCUGCACCUGGAGAAUAUAAUAUUAAAAGAUAAAUAGUUUAAAAAAAACCUUAUCCUCAUAAGGGAUAUUUAAGCAGUUUUUGUAAUCCUGUAGAAAAACACUAAAAAGCUGAUUAUAUGAAAGAGUUAAUACACUUUUUAGAAAAUGGUAAAAAAAAACUUUUAGUUGGAACAAGUUAACCCAUACCUGAAAUAGAAACAUAACUACCAGCUCCUACAACAUAUGAUCCAAAAAUCCCAAGUUUCAAACCAGAGUAUCCCUUCUAAUAAGCAACUUCUAACUUUAAGGAAGGCGUUAAAGACAGAUUUGGAGAUCUUAAAGAUAGGUCAAAAGAAAAAAAACCUUUCCCAGGUCCAUAAGAGUAUAGAGUAGAAGAUUAUGGAUUCACUAAAGUAGGUUAAGAAGAAGCUUUAGUCUCAGGUUCGGCAUUUAUGUCAGAAAGUGCUAGAAAGCCUUAUGGAGAUUACGAUAGAAAAAUGGGUCCAUCAAGAUCUGUGCCAUAUAUUUUACCAAAAAAGAAAUCCUUCCACCUUAACUUAGGAAGAAAAUUUAUAUGA
Tetrahymena thermophila SB210 is the source of this 1188-nucleotide messenger RNA. Its product is annotated as sperm-tail PG-rich repeat protein. The record is from RefSeq and is a predicted model, not a curated record. NCBI's taxonomy places the organism in Eukaryota, Ciliophora, Oligohymenophorea, Hymenostomatida, Tetrahymenidae. The transcript has 2 exons.